CGUGCGGGUCCCUUCCCUGCCUAUCCGGUGAAUCCCGGCCCGAGAGGAAGAGGAGGGGUGGGGGCGGGAGCCGCGGCUUCGCAGGGGGCCGGGAGGGAGCCCGUGCCCUUCUUCAUGGCGAGGCCGGGGAAGAGCAGGCUCCCGAGGAGGGAAGCCGGGAGCUGACUCAGCGGAGCAGUCCAGCAUGUUUUCCCGGGAGCACGGCUUCCCUGCCGGAGCCAGCGGAGGGAGGUCUGAGGAGGCAGUGCAGGAUUUUAGUGAUGUUAUAGACUCUCCCACUGAAGGCUUUCCAUGUGUCCUCACUCCUGCUAUCCCCAACAAGACUGUGGACUUGUUUGAGAUGAUUGAAAAAAUGCAGGGGAGUCGUCUGGAUGAACAAAGAUGUUCCCUUCCAGCUCCUCUCAAGACAGAAGAGGAGUAUAUUCCUUAUCCCAGCAUCCAUGAGGUAUUACAGAAAGGAUGGCCAUAUCCUCUCAUAAUCCUACCCCAGUUUGGGGGCUACUGGAUUGAAGGGACCAGCCACAACCUCUCCAGCUUGAGCCCAACUCUGUCUGAUGUACCCUUUUCCUGGAGUGGGAAAGUGAAGCUGGAAAGUGACCCUACAGCCAAGCUGUACCGCAAACAUUUUCUGGGGAAGGAGCACCAGAACUUUUACUCCAGUGACAUGUCCUUGGGCUACCUAGUACUUUCUGUGAAGUAUGAACAGAUUGAGAAACAGGAGAAUCUGCGCCUGUUGCUGAGGACUCGUACUGGCACCAAACAUGAUCUAAUUCCCAUUUCCUGUCUGAAUGAGUUUCCCAAUGCUGUUCAGAUGGCAAAGCUACUGUGUGAGGAUGUGAAUGUUGAACGCUUCUUUCCUGUCCUCUAUCCCAAGGCCUCGCAGCUUAUUGUUGCAUUUGAUGAACAUGUCAUAAGCAAUAACUUCAAAUUUGGGGUCAUCUACCAAAAACCUGGACAGACAACUGAAGAGGAAGUCUUCAGUAACACAGUAGAGAGUCAGGGUUUCCUGGAGUUCCUGGAUUUCCUUGGUGACAAGAUUCAGCUGCAGGAUUUCCGUGGGUUCCGGGGAGGCUUGGAUGUUACCAGAGGUCAAACAGGCACUGAGUCAGUCUAUACAAAUUUCCGGGGGAAGGAGAUCAUGUUUCACGUGUCCACAAAGCUGCCCUUCACAGAGGGAGAUUCCCAGCAGCUUCAGCGGAAGCGUCACAUUGGGAAUGAUAUUGUAGCCAUCAUUUUCCAGGAUGAAAGCACACCUUUUGUCCCUGAUAUGAUUGCUUCUAAUUUCCUACAUGCUUAUGUGGUAGUUCAGCUCACUCAUAACGCCACUGGGGACACUCUCUACAAGGUUUCAGUCACAGCCCGAGAUGAUGUCCCCUUCUUUGGACCACCUCUGCCAAAUCCAGCUGUAUUUAGAAAGAGUGCAGAGUUUCGUGAAUUCCUUCUGGCCAAGCUCAUCAACGCCGAGUACAGCUGCUAUCGAGCUGAGAAAUUUGCCAAAUUAGAGGAAAGAACACGGAGUGCGCUCUUGGAGAGCCUUUUUGAGGAGCUGCAGCUUCGCAGCCGCAGCAUGAUGGGGUUACCUGUCGGGGAGGAUGACAAGAUAGAGAAUGGCAGUGGGGGCUUCCUUGAGAACUUCAAGCGGGUGAUCAGAGGCCGCAGCCAGAGCCUGGAUACCAUGGGGAUAUCCAUGAGAAAGCAGCAGCCAGCCACCCUGCCCAGCCGCCCAGCUACAGCUGGCCUUGCCCUCAGCCAGAGUGUCGCCGAGGGCCCUAAGGCCAUUGCUGCGUCUUUUGCCUUGCCUGGUAGGAGCCCAUCACGUACUCGAGCCAGCCGCUUCCACGGGCGACGGAGUAGUGCCAUUGGCAUUGAAAACAUACAGGAGGAAAAGAGAGACACCACAGAGAGGAUACAGAGGGUGUUGGACAGUCCAGGAGCUUUCUUUGACCUGAAGUCUGAUGGAUCAUCCAGUCCCAGUUCUCCAGAGUUCCCCAGCAGGAAGAACAAUUUGCUCUGGAGUGAUUUUGGAGCUUCAUGGAGAAGCUUGGACAAGGGUAUGUUGGGAUGUUGGGUUGUACUCAAGUUCUGCCCCUUCAAGCAGGAUUCAUGCCGCUGCUCCCAACCAGCGUGAACUAACCUGUCUCCAGUCUCCCCAAAGUGUUACAGCAGGAUUCCAGCACGGUCCCAUGUGUUGCACCCAUGUUUCAUUGCUAAAGCACGCCAUACCACACCCAGUGGUAUGUGCAAAACCCUUCAUGCAGUAGUCUGCAAAUUAAUUCUCCAGUUUCUGGUUGUCAAAAACUGGAAGAAUGCAAUUUCCUGGUGGCGGAGCUUUGCUGCUGCUAAGCUGUAUUAUACUGGGAUGUGAUCCUACCUAGAACACUUCAGGGAAAUCACCCAUUUACAUUUCCAAGACUCCAGAACAGCCUCUCUCUAAAUCAAAGGCCGCAGCUGACUUUCUGGAACAUUUUGCCACACCUAACUUUUUUCAAGAAAACAUGGAUGGGACCUGUGGCAAGAAAGGUAGCAAGUACUUUUUAUUAAGGCAUUUCCCUUUCUCAAGACUGUGGAGACUCUUAAGAAAAUUUCAGGAGGUGCCCUAGAACCAGGCAUCUAUGGUUAUAGUUGCUUCAGGUGCCAAAUUUGACAAAGGAGGGGCCUCCCUUCCAACUACACCCAAUGCUCCCUAAGAAUUACAAGCUGGUGACAAGUCACAAGCUGGUGACUAUCUGCAGUAGUUCAGCUACCCAGUUGUAUGCUGUAGGACUGUGCUCAGAAUUUUGUCACAGCCUAGGUGCAGUGUUCUGGCAUGUUUUUGUGUAUGUACUAGUUUUUGGGUUGGAUGAGAGCCCAGAAUUUUGGUGUGGAGGAGGAUAGGAGCACAUCUAGGAGAUACAAACCAUUUAAGGUGCUAGCUCUGGCAACUAAGGACUAGAGGGAAUGCAGGACAUGGAACUGCUGAUUUGUCAGCACCCCCCAUCUUCCAGCAUUACCCCAUCAUUCCACCUUCCCUUCCUCAUCCUGCCUGGGACCCUGUUAGUGAACUAGAAGUUCCUGACAGUUGUGGUGAGGGACUCUUGCUGUGAUUAGAUAGCUGAUUACCUUGCAUAAUCACCAGGAAUUCUGCUUCCCCCACUUCCCAACCUCCAUUCUCCAUCAGCUAAGGAGGUGAGCCAGCUGCAAUGGCUGUUUCAAGUUGGUAUCCACAUGCUUUCAGAGAGCAAAUAUAGCAUGGGAUUUUACUAACAAUACUUGCAUGAAUAUUGUUUAUGCCCAUUAGGCAUGACCUGUAUGAUUUGUCAGUCUGUCUAGUUCUGUUCCCAGGAUUCUUUUUUCCAGUCAUGGACUCAAAACCACUUAGGAUUACAAGAAAAAAGAAGUAUUUUCAUAUCUGUGGUGGUUUAGCCCAUUCCUGGACAGUUCAUUUACAAGGUGGGAUGCAGCAUGGAGUUUUACACAAUUAGUGAUUAGUCAGAGUUGUGAUCUCAGAGUUAGGGACUAGCCCAUGUGCAGCCAUACUUUUUGCAUGACACUGGGGACAGGGAAUGAAGAAUAUGUAAUUCCACCAUGUAGAGUACACCAUUUUCAGCAAGGCAGUAUUAGGACAAUAUUGCAGGAAAAGGCUGGGAGUGUAAAGUGUCUUGGAGACAGUUGACUGGCAUUCUGCUGAAAUAGCCUACCUGUUGCUCAUCAGCUGUGAAACCAGGAUCAAGAUGCAGGCAUACUUCCAAUGCAAAAGAGUUCUGCCUCAUUCUAGAAUAAUUUAUGUAGCCCCUAUUAGAUAACAGAAGGGGCUGUCCCUGGUAGUAUGUCAUCAGUCCACUCCUGGUACUCUUUAUAGAGUCACAAGAAAUUUCUGUUACCUCAGAAAUGUCCAGCAUGGUGCUACUGGUGUUACAUAAUCAUUUCAGAUUCAAAACUUGGAAUGAUCAACCUCUUCACCUGUGUUCUACUAAAACCAACCUGGAAAUAAAUGCAAAGGGAACACAUAAGUAAUAGAUUAAUUAUUUUACAGUAGAGGCAAAGCAGCACUUACUUUCUGUCCUCACUGAGUUUAACACACGUUUAUGCAGUGAUCAGCCAGCAACCCAUGAAACUGCAUUGUUUACUUGAGCUAACAGUGUCUUCUCUCCCACAUACAGGGACAAUUGUCCUUAGUUUCUCUGCUUUACUGUCCAGGUAGCCUUCCAAAUAAUCCUUCCUCCCAAGGGACAGACUCAAAAGAAUGAACUCAGCCUAUGUAACCAAGUAGUAGAACUCCUGAGGAUCAGACGACUCUCUGGGUUGCAUCUGAAAAAUCAAGCACUGUACUGUGUAUGUCCAUAUCCUAGGAAAAGUACAUGGGUUUUUUGUAUGUGUGUUUUCCCU
Messenger RNA from Prinia subflava (tawny-flanked prinia), 4365 nucleotides. RefSeq names its product rap1 GTPase-activating protein 1-like. Gene Ontology annotation, cellular component: cytoplasm. The transcript is spliced from 20 exons. Gene Ontology annotation, biological process: regulation of small GTPase mediated signal transduction; activation of GTPase activity. The coding region runs from base 185 to 2128 and encodes 647 amino acids. Gene Ontology annotation, molecular function: GTPase activator activity. The record is from RefSeq and is a predicted model, not a curated record. NCBI's taxonomy places the organism in Eukaryota, Metazoa, Chordata, Aves, Passeriformes, Cisticolidae.